Messenger RNA from Penicillium angulare, 1014 nucleotides. RefSeq lists its product as uncharacterized. The transcript is spliced from 2 exons. Gene Ontology annotation, molecular function: arylformamidase activity. The record is from RefSeq and is a predicted model, not a curated record. Bases 1 to 1014 code for a protein of 337 amino acids. Lineage: Eukaryota; Fungi; Ascomycota; Eurotiomycetes; Eurotiales; Aspergillaceae.
AUGGCGGCAUCACUCCCCGAGAAGUUCGAUGAUCUCCCUGACAAGCGCCGCUACUGGCCUGGCGCGCCUGGAUCCGAAGAAGAAGGUCUGGGCAUGCUGCGUCUUUUAACGCCAGAAGUGGUUGCGGAUGCAGCACGAAGCCAGAUCCAGACCGGCGAGCGGAUCUGUUUGAAUUGGGAUAUUGAGAAUUUAACUCCACCAGGUGAUUUUAACCCUCGUUCCAAAAUCCCCAGGCAGGAUAGAUUCGGCCGCAAGCCAUUUGAGCACAAGAUCAAAUGGGUAGCUGAAGGCGUCGCCUUCGACGACGAAUACCACUUCAACCCCCAACAAUCCUCCCAAUGGGAUGGUCUCCGACACCACAAUGCACCCGCCCCAACACCAGAAGACCCCUCCCGCCGCGUCUUCUACGGCGGCACCACAGCCUCCGAAAUCAUAGACACCGACUCCCCCCGCAUCGGAAUCGGGUACUGGGCCAAAAAAGGAAUUGCAGGUCGUGGUGUCCUAAUCGACUACGUCUCCUACGCUCAAAAGAAAGGAAUCCCUCUCAACGCAUUGACCCGUCAAGAGAUCUCUCUCGACGAGGUGCAAGAAAUUGCGAAUGAAUGCAACAUCACAUUCCAAAAGGGCGAUAUUUUCUUCCUCCGCGUCGGACUACCGGAUACCUGGUCGAAGAUGUCUGCUCAGCAACGGGAGGCGUAUAGCCAGCAGCCUUUGCCGCAGCAUGCGGGUAUUGAGCAAAGUGAGCGGGUGUUGCGAUUUAUCUGGGAUAACCAUUUUUCGGCGGUGGCGUCGGAUGCCGUUAGUUUUGAGGUCUUUCCUGCUAUUAAUGAGGAGUUUGAUUUGCAUCAUCAUAUUUUGGCUGGGUGGGGAUUACCUAUUGGGGAGAUGUUUGAUUUGGAUGCUCUUGCGGAAACUUGUCAGAAGCUUGGGAGGUGGAGUUUCUUUAUUUCUAGUAGUCCGUUGAAUUGUGCGAGGGGUGUUUCUAGCCCGCCUAAUUGUAUGGCUAUCUUUUAG